AUGGACUGGAUCAAAUUGCGCACCUACUCUGAGAAAAGGAAGGCCCGAAAGAAUGUACACUGUGCUUCUCCUGUGCCAGGCAUGGUAGUUCCUGCUAUUGUGAGCAGCAGGAGGAAUGCCCCUGGGCAGUGCUUAGACCUGCUUUCCAAGCAUAGAAGGCAGCCUUGUGCCAAAAGCCAUAUUGGAAAUGUCAGUGCAAAAACGUUACCAGCAAUUCGAGAAACCUCUACGGUGGACUACUUUUCAGCUGAGCAAAGUGUUGAACCAAAUUAUAAUGAAAACAGUGGCAAGGAGGUGAAUGAAAAUAUCAUUGAAAUGGGCAGUAAUACAUUACAGGAUUCUCUGCAUUUAAACUCUGGAAGCAGAGAGAGCUUGGAAAAUAGUGAGGCUAGUUCAGGGAUGACUCUACCAACAGGUGUUUCAGACUUUCUUCUGGAGUGCUUGGAUUCUAGUAUAGAUACUAAUAUAGAAUCUAGUGAUGGAAUAAAUAGUUACUCAUCACCUGAAACAUUCAGGGAUGAAAACGAUUUAGAAGAAACCUGUACUAGUCUCAAAGGAUAUCUUGGAUGCAAGAACUCUACCCUCCUUGAUACCAGCAAAGCCAACAAUAUAGACAAGAUAACACCACUGCUAAAUUUUUCAAAGAUAUUUGAAAAAACAUCGCAAGGUCAAGAUGAGCACAUUCCAAGUGACACACUGUCCAAAAGCAAACAGUGUUGUGAAUCAACAAAUGUGUCAACUACAGUAGCAGGGAAACAAGUGUAUAAAAUCCUGUCAUCAAAGGAAAAAACACCAAAAUCAAAACUUCCUGAAAUCUCUGCACUACUGCCAAAACAAAGAACACAGCUUGAUGAGCAACAAUCCAGAAACAUGAAGCACAGAAAGAAGGUACAUUUCAGAAGUUUUCCAGAAAGCACAGCGGCAUCCUUCUAUUCUGUUGCGCUUUCUUCUCCAUCUCAUGGAAUUAUAGCUGGAGAGUUAGUCUCAAAAGAGCCAAGUGCUGAUAUGGUCAACUUGUCAGUGCAGAAUGUGGCAGCCAAUGAAAUUUUUUCAAACACAACUAACCCGAAUUUGGAAGAACGUGCAUCUUCAGAGAACAUUGUUUUUCAGUGUCUGCAUCAUCCACCAGAAAUCUGCUGUAUUGUUAAAGCUUCACCAGAAUUUAGAUCACUGAAAGUUGUCCAGACUCCACUAAACAGACCAAUACUGUUACCCCCAACAGGAGUAACAACAGAUAUUAUUACCAGUGACAGAAACUGGAUCUACAGUGAUAACAGAUGAACACUUCCACUGUUUCUCAGAGCAUGACAAAAAAACAAGAUUGGCAGGGAAGAAGAAGAAAGAAAGGGGAG
Eublepharis macularius is the source of this 1352-nucleotide messenger RNA. RefSeq names its product meiosis-specific kinetochore protein-like. Bases 1 to 1281 code for a protein of 426 amino acids. Lineage: Eukaryota; Metazoa; Chordata; Lepidosauria; Squamata; Eublepharidae. The transcript has 13 exons. Gene Ontology annotation, biological process: male meiosis chromosome segregation; homologous chromosome segregation; female meiosis chromosome segregation. The record is from RefSeq and is a predicted model, not a curated record. Gene Ontology annotation, cellular component: kinetochore.